Molecule: messenger RNA, 690 nt
Organism: Loa loa (African eye worm)
Lineage: Eukaryota; Metazoa; Nematoda; Chromadorea; Rhabditida; Onchocercidae
Product: PH domain-containing protein
Exons: 5
Coding region: 1-690 (229 amino acids)
Source: RefSeq, a predicted model, not a curated record
AUGGCUGCUGUUCGACGGCAUACCAAAUCGUUAACCGAACUUAAUAUAGAAGAAAAUAGAAAUAAUGCCUUGUUGAAACUUCGUGGUGUUAUGUACAAAUGGACAAAUUUUGUAUAUGGAUGGCAAAAACGAUAUUUUGAACUAGAAAAUGGUGUUUUAGUAUAUUAUAAAGCGGAAUCUGAAAAGCAAUACGGAAUUCGUGGCGCAGUCGCAUUACACGUUGCACGUCUUGUGGAAAGUGAUAUUGACUGUAAUCGAUUUGAUAUACUAACAAAUGAUUCUUGUUGGUAUUUAAGAACUCAAAGUCCAAAAUCGCGGAAUUUAUGGUUACGUGCUUUAAGAUUCCAAAUGUUCGGGACAGCCAAUGAACCGAAAAACCAUUGUUCGAUUGAUGAUUUGGCGCGAAAUACAGAUUAUGGACAGUCGUCAUUAUCUUUAGAAUUGAUGAAUAAAAUGGAACAAUUGGAACGUUUCAACGAUAUGAUUGAACGACAAGCAGUUCGACUAGAAAAGUUAAUUCAUAUAAUCAAGGAUAACAGAGAAAAUACUUGUGCUACCUCUCUUCUUGAUGAAAGCAUUGCACUGAAUGCUGUAACUAUUGCCGUAUUGCAGAAUAUUAACACAUGUGUUGAUUUACUCGCAAAACAGGUAUUAGCAAAUUUUUCAAAUAUUAAUGCAGCCGUUCGUUGA